Messenger RNA from Cicer arietinum (chickpea), 3062 nucleotides. RefSeq names its product nitrate regulatory gene2 protein-like. NCBI's taxonomy places the organism in Eukaryota, Viridiplantae, Streptophyta, Magnoliopsida, Fabales, Fabaceae. The record is from RefSeq and is a predicted model, not a curated record.
AAAUUUAGUUUAGAAGAAAAGCAAGUACGAAAUUGGCACUUGGUGUAGAGUUAAACGCAUAUUCCUCAGCUUCAAACAAACACCACACACUCCACUCAAAAUACAACAACACUUCACCACCAUGUCUCUUACUUCAAUUCCUCCUUCUUUUUCUUCCACUUAAACCUACACGCGCCACAACGCUAUAUACCCACGCGCCACUUCUAAUGGGUUGCACGGCGUCCAAGCUAGAAAACGAGGACACGGUUAGGCGCUGCAAAGACCGUCGCCGUCUCAUGAAAGAAGCCGUCUAUGCUCGUCAUCACCUCGCCGCCGCACACUCCGACUACUGCCGCUCCCUCCGCCUCACUGGCACCGCACUCUCCACAUUCGCCUCCGGUGAACCCCUUUCUGUUUCCGAUAACACCCCCGCCGUAUUCAUCAACCACAAAACAACCAUCCCAACAACCGCCACAACUACCACAACCUUCCACCGUCCACCACCGUCAUCACACAUUCCAUCUCCUUCACCCUCCUCCUACCAUCACCACCACCACACUCCUCCUCCUCCGCCACAACAACAACCGUUUAACCCUUCACCUUCACCCACGAUAGCAACCUCAAAACUCCCUCACAUCCUCUCUUCAUCAACCACUUCCUCCACUAACCACCAUCCCCGCCGCCGUAAACAACCACCACCAAAACUCCCUCACAUUCUCUCCGAUUCAAGCCCUUCUUCCACUCCAAGAAGCAACGCUUCAAACAAUUUCGCUUCGAAUUUCUUCCCUACAGCACAUUCUACAUACUCUUCAACCCCUUCACAAACCUCCUCUGUUUGGAACUGGGAAAAUUUCUACCCUCCUCCACCACCUCCACCUGGUUCCGAUUACUUCGAUAGAGAUAAAGAAGAUGCUGCUUCACAAUUCUCAUUCAAGUCACGAAAUACUGAAGUUUCUCAUUCCCGACAACAACCUCAACAACAACAACAACAACAACCUCAAAAACAACAACAACAACCACAAACAUAUCAACAACUUCAACAACACCAACACCAACACCAACAACAACAUUAUCUUAAUCCAACAGCUCAUGAAGUUGAGGGAUUUGAUUCUGAGAGAUCAGAAUACGAUUAUUUCAAUGGAAAACUCGCAACGGUUCAGAAGAAUCAUAGUAAUCAUCAUUUGGAGGAAUACACUGAGACUGAGAGAGAGGAAGUUGAGUGUAGUGAAUGGGGAGAUCAUUACAGUACAACAUCAUCUUCUGAAGAUGAUGAUGAAGAUGAAGAUGGAGAUGAUGGGGUUGAUGGGGAUGUUGAGUCAAGGUCUGAGAUUGGGACAAGGUCGAAUUUUGGGUCAUCGUCUGCGGUGAGGAAGGGGUAUUCUGAGAAGGGAUAUGGGGAGGCAGUGGGGAAAUCGGAGGAUUUGGCGUCGUCUUCGACGGGUGAAGGGGUGAUGGAGAUGAAGAUGGUGGUGAGGCAUAGAGACUUGAAGGAGAUUGUAGAUUCAAUUAAGGAGAAUUUUGAUAAGGCUGCUGUUGCUGGGGAUAAGGUUUCUGAGAUGCUUGAGAUUAGUAAAGCUCAGCUUGAUCGAAGUUUCAGGCAAUUGAGGAAAACUGUGUAUCACUCAAGUAGUUUACUGAGCAAUCUGAGCUCAACUUGGACCUCGAAACCGCCGUUGGCGGUUAAGUACCGGCUCGACACCGGUUCCUUGGAUGAACCGGGUGGUCUCAGGAGUCUUUGCUCCACUUUGGAACGGCUUUUGGCUUGGGAGAAGAAGCUCUAUGACGAAGUUAAGUCUAGAGAAGGUGUGAAGAUUGAGCAUGAAAAGAAAUUGUCAGCGCUACAGAGUCAGGAAUACAAAGGAGACGAUGAAGCAAAGAUAUUCAAAACCAAGUCUUCCAUAAAUAAGCUACAGUCACUGAUUGUUGUUACAUCACAGGCCGUAUCUACCACCUCGACUGCAAUUGUUGGCCUUAGAGACUCCGAUCUCGUUCCUCAGCUUGUUGAGCUCUGCCACGGAAUGAUGUACAUGUGGAGAUCAAUGCACCAGUACCAUGAAGUCCAAAGCAACAUAGUGCAGCAAGUCCGCGGCCUGGUGAAUAGAUCAUCAGGAAGUGAUUCAACUUCUGAACUGCACAGGCAGGCGACUCGUGAUCUUGAAUCGGCUGUGUCGGCUUGGCACUCCAGUUUUUGUCGCCUUAUAAAAUUCCAACGGGACUUUAUUCUCUCCCUACACGGAUGGUUUAAGCUCAGCCUUAUUCCGGUGGAUAACGAUAACAUCAACAACCACAGCAGGGAACCCUCUGAUGCAUACGUGUUUUUCGAUGACUGGAAGCUUGCACUUGACCGUGUCCCCGACACAGUUGCAUCCGAAGCCAUCAAGAGCUUUAUUAAUGUUGUCCAUGUGAUAUCUUGCAAACAAGCUGAUGAGCUCAAGAUAAAGAAGCGAACCGAGAACGCUUCCAAGGAACUCGAGAAAAAGGCUUCUUCCGUACGGAAUAUAGAAAGAAAGUUUUACAGUUCAUAUUCUCUGGUAGGGAUUGGCCUUCCUGACACCGCACCUGAUAACGGACAAGGCUUGGAUGCGCGCGAUCCACUUGCCGAGAAAAAAUUAGAACUAGCAACCUGCCAAAGGCGCGUCGAAGAUGAAAUGCUGAGGCAUUCAAAAGCUGUAGAAGCAACAAGAGCUAUGACACUCAACAAUCUACAGACAGGUUUGCCUGGAGUCUUUCAGGCAUUGACGAGUUUUUCGUCGUUGUUCGCCGAGGCUCUCGAGUCGGUGUGUACUCAUUCAUAUGCCAUCAAGUAGGUAUAAUUUUAUUUGUUAUUAUGCAUGGAAUCUAAGUUCUUUCAAAUAAGGGCUGGGAAUUUUUUGGCGGCAAGCUCUUAUUGCUCGUAAUAUUUCGAGUUUUUAUUAUAUUUUGAAAUGUAAAUAUGAUCAAGAAUUUUGUGGCUCUCCACUUAUUUUGUUGGGAAAAGGGAAUUUUCUUAUUGUACAGGAAAAUUUCUUGGUUUAUUAUUGUAUCAGAGGAUUGCAAAUUUUAAUAUAUAUCAAUAACUUAUACGCAUUGUACUAUUGUGUUCA